Molecule: messenger RNA, 231 nt
Organism: Lodderomyces elongisporus
Lineage: Eukaryota; Fungi; Ascomycota; Pichiomycetes; Serinales; Debaryomycetaceae
Exons: 1
Coding region: 1-231 (76 amino acids)
Source: RefSeq, a predicted model, not a curated record
AUGCCAGGUAAUCAACUUCCAUUUCACGUUCGUGCAACAGAUGUUGUCCACAGAUUGUUUGUGCUAGGUCUCGUGGGGUUCUGUGUUGUUGGUACAGGUGGUGCGAUUUUCAACGUAUGGGCCAACUCAGACUAUGCGCCAUGGAAUAAAGAGAAAUUGAAGUUUGAGCAAGAGCAAUACCAUCAAGCAAGGCUCCAGGAACAACAACAAAAAGAGGAGAGAAAGGAAUAA